CUAGUCAAACAAAUUGAAUUUCUGACUCAUCUGUCACAUUAUUUUCAAAAGUGUCGAUCAAAAUAAUAAAAUAAUGUAGAUUUUCACAAUACUUUUUAGUAUCUUUUAUUAAUAGAUGUAUGGAAGAGUGCAAUGAGAAGCAAUUUUCACUAUGAAGACUUCUAAAUUAGUAAUAGAUGGUCAGGACUAUGACAAUCUUUCUUUUGCAAUAGGUUUGGGUCUUGCUGUUGCAUCAAGUUUAUUUAUUGGCUCUAGCUUCAUUAUUAAAAAACUUGCUCUUAAAAAACAUGUAUCUUCUGGUAACGUUAGAGCUUCGGCAGGAGGAUAUGCAUAUUUGAAGCAGUGGAUGUGGUGGAUGGGUCUUGUAACAAUGGGUGUUGGAGAGGGAGCAAACCUGUUAGCAUAUGCAUUUGCACCUGCAGCUUUGGUUACACCUUUGGGUGCUCUCAGCGUCCUUGUUUCAGCUGUAUUGUCUUCAAAAUUUCUGGAUGAAAAAUUAAAUUUUGUUGGAAAGAUUGCCUGUUUUCUCUGCAUUAUCGGAUCUGUUAUCAUAGUUUUACAUUCACCAAAAUCGGAAGAAAUCAAGACAUUCCAGGAACUUACACAAAAGUUAACAGAUUAUAUAUUUGCUACUUAUGUAUCAAUAAUUGUUUUGAUGAGUCUAAUCAUCAAGGUAUUGUUUGUUCCUAGAUUUGGUAAUUCAAACAUAUUAGUCUAUUUAUUCAUGUGUUCAGCUAUUGGUAGUUUGACUGUGGCAUUUUGUAAAGCAGUGGCAUUAGGUAUUAAGGAGUCAAUUGUUGGUAAAAAUUUAAAUAACAUUUCUAAUUAUUUAUUCUGGUUGAUUCUUGUUAGUUGUAUAGUUUGUAUUAUGGUACAGAUGAAUUAUUUAAAUAAGUCCCUGGAUAUUUUCAAUACUAGUAUUGUCACUCCAGUGUAUUAUGUAAUGUUCACAGUAUUAGUUAUAAUAGCGUCUGGUAUCCUCUUUCGGGAAUGGGAACACAUGAAGUUUGGGGACAUUUUAGGCUGUGUAUGUGGUUUCCUUGUAGUAAUGACUGCUAUUUUCAUGUUGAAUGCUUUCAGGGAUUUUCAAGUUACAUUUAGAGAUCUCAAUAUGAUUACUAGAAAUUCAAGAAAUGUUAAUGAUGAGCUCAUAGUUAAUUUGUCAAGAAGUAGGAGCAGAUAGUCUAAGUGCAAACAAAUCAUUAAGCUAUUAAACAUUUUCAAGUAUUUAUGUUAACUAUUAUAUAUUUUGCUAUUGGACAAAUUUUAAUUUUGUAAGCACAUUAAGGUUAGUGAAACUGUUGUAGGUAACAAUUUAUUUUUAAACAUUUAAUUAAAAGUACACAAGAAGUAUUAUA
Plodia interpunctella (Indianmeal moth) is the source of this 1358-nucleotide messenger RNA. RefSeq names its product spichthyin (gene spict). The transcript is spliced from 3 exons. Gene Ontology annotation, molecular function: magnesium ion transmembrane transporter activity. The record is from RefSeq and is a predicted model, not a curated record. The coding region runs from base 152 to 1183 and encodes 343 amino acids. Gene Ontology annotation, biological process: magnesium ion transport. Lineage: Eukaryota; Metazoa; Arthropoda; Insecta; Lepidoptera; Pyralidae. Gene Ontology annotation, cellular component: membrane.